Molecule: messenger RNA, 1815 nt
Organism: Auxenochlorella protothecoides
Lineage: Eukaryota; Viridiplantae; Chlorophyta; Trebouxiophyceae; Chlorellales; Chlorellaceae
Product: Glycerol-3-phosphate dehydrogenase SDP6, mitochondrial
Exons: 4
Coding region: 1-1815 (604 amino acids)
Biological process (GO): glycerol-3-phosphate metabolic process
Cellular component (GO): mitochondrion; glycerol-3-phosphate dehydrogenase (FAD) complex
Molecular function (GO): glycerol-3-phosphate dehydrogenase (quinone) activity
Source: RefSeq, a predicted model, not a curated record
AUGCGUCGCCUGGUGCUCCGCAGCAGCCUGCUGGCCGUCGGGGCAGGCGCGGGGUAUGCCCUGACCGGGUCAUCCCUGGCCGAUGCCAAGGGCGUGGCGCCCAAGCUGGCCGAUCGGGUGCCCAGUCGUGAGGAGCGGCUGGCCAGCCUCGCCAAGGGCACCGCCGAGAACCCUUUUGAUGUCCUGAUCAUUGGCGGGGGCGCCACCGGCACCGGCUGCGCCCUGGAUGCCGUCACCCGAGGCCUGACCACCGCCCUGGUGGAAAGGGAGGAUUUCGCAGCUGGGACCAGCUCCCGGUCCACCAAGCUGGUGCACGGCGGUGUGCGCUACUUGGAGAAGGCCGUGAAGCAGUUUGAUUAUGGCCAGUACAAGUUGGUGCACGAAGCUCUGCAUGAGCGCAAGACCUUCCUGAGCAAUGCGCCGCACCUGUCCCACGAGCUGCCCAUCAUGACCCCCUGCUACUCCUGGUGGGAGGUGCCCUACUACUGGGCGGGGAUGAAGCUGUACGAUGCGGUGGCGGGGGGCAAGGCCCUGUCCUGGUCCUACUACCUGGGCCCGACCAAGUCGCGCGCCCAGUUCCCCACCAUGGCCGGCGACCGCCCCGACGGCAAGACGCUCAAGGGCACCAUCGUGUACUACGACGGCCAGUUCAACGACGCGCGGCUGGCGGUGAGCCUGGCGGUGACCGCCGCGCUGGCGGGAGCCACCGUGGUCAACCACGCGGAGGCCACCUCGCUGAUCAAGGCGCCCGACGGCCGCGUGACGGGGGCGGUGGUGACCGACGGGCUGACGGGGCGCGCGACGCGCGUGCACGCGCGCACCGUCAUCAACGCGACCGGCCCCUUUGCCGACGGGCUGCGGCGCCUGAGCGACCCGGGCACCACGCCCAUGAUCAUGCCCUCCGCCGGCGUGCACGUGACGCUGCCCGACUACUACUCCCCCGAGAACGUGGGCCUGAUUGUGCCCAAGACCAAGGACGGACGCGUGGUGUUCAUGCUGCCCUGGCUGGGGCACACCAUCGCGGGCACCACCGACGCCGACUGCGCGGUGACCAUGCGCCCCCAGGCGCGCGAGGAGGAGGUGCAGUUCAUCCUGGACGCCAUCGCCGACUACCUGACGGUGAAGGUGCGCCGCUCCGACGUCAUGUCGGCCUGGGCCGGCAUCCGGCCGCUGGCACUGGACCCCAACGCGGCCGACACCGCGUCGGCCUCCCGCGACCACAUCGUGACGGUGGACCCCGACGGCAUCAUCACGGUGACGGGCGGGAAGUGGACCACCUACCGCCUCAUGGCCCAGGACGCCAUCGACCGCGUGCUGCGCGAGCGCGGCGCGGCCGCGGGGCCCUGCGUCACCGCCGCGCUGCCCCUGGUGGGCGGCGCCGGGUUCUACCCCGGGCUGUUCACUGAGGUGGCGCAGACCUACAAGGUGCCGCACCGCCCGGGCGCCAUCGACACCAAGAUCGCCAAGUACCUGGUGGAGUCCUACGGCGACCGCGCGCACGAGGUCACGCGCAUCGCCGAGGAGCGGCGGCUCGGCCGGCGCCUGGUCCAGGGCCACCCCACGCUGGAGGCGGAGGUGGUCUACGCCGUGCACAACGAGUUCUGCGAGACGCCCGAGGACUUUGUCGCGCGCCGCACGCGCUUCGCCUUCCUGGACAAGCGCGCCUGCGAGCAGGCCCUGCCCAGGGUGGUGGAGCUGAUGGCGAAGGAGAAGGGCUGGGGCAGGUGGAAGGCCGCCGCCGAGCUCAAGCGCGCCCUGGAGUUUAUUAAGACCUUUGACUCCCCGGACCACCCCGCCUUCGUGCCCACUGCUUGA